AUGUCGAAAAAGGAUGAUGAAGAGCAAGCCGACGAUUCCGUAUCAAUAACCGAUGACGUUAAAGGCGCCGAAUAUUACCACGGCUUGAUACCACGCACGGAUAUCGAACCAUUGCUCAAAAAAGAAGGAGACUUCUUACUCCGCAAAACUGAGCUUACUCCUGGUAAUCACUGCUUCUGCUAG
Molecule: messenger RNA, 183 nt
Organism: Gongylonema pulchrum
Lineage: Eukaryota; Metazoa; Nematoda; Chromadorea; Rhabditida; Gongylonematidae
Source: the annotation of a GenBank genome assembly